AUGGAUCUAAUUUCAACUGGCUUCGGCAUAUCCGGCCCUUCCAAUGCAAGCGAGAGCUCUCAGGCUCAGAUCAUCAGGCGCUUGAUUCAACAAAACAGCCGUCUGAGAGAGGCUUGGGAGGCCGAACGGAAAUAUCUGGAGGCAAAUCGCGAACGAGCAGAAGAGGUUUACAAGGAAGAGCGGGCUCUAAUGGAGGAAGAACGAGAGGCAUGGGAGGCAGAGAGAACUGCUUUGUUGCAAGAGAUACAGCGGCUGCGGCAGCAGGUUGUCUCGCUCAGUGGAGGUGCCACACAGACUUCUACACCCGACUUUCUCAAGCCAAGCACAACUCUAGCGAAUGAGUCUGGUCCCAUGCCCGUUGUUGAUGUGCAUGAGAUCGAUCCUGAGCUGGAGGGGAUCAGAAUCAAAGCUGCUGCUGUUAAAAAGCCCACCUUUGCCGAUCACGUUGGAGAUUCUGAUUCCGGAGUAUCGAAGUUGUCUGAUCCACCAGCAACAACUUCAGUGCAGCCCAGGUCCGCACGGACCUCGAACCCACAGACUUUGGAAGUUCUCGCAGCCAAAGAAUCCGAUCGCCUUACCAUGCACGCUGGCCACACACCGAAUCACUCUCUCUCAUCUGUGGCCACAGUCACAUCAUCUGCAACAGCAACCGCAACAGCUAAUGGUGGCGACAGCACUCCUGCCGCGCAAGGAGCAAACGAUAUGACCGUCCAACGGGCAGCUGUCAGUUUCGAGGAAGCAAGCGAUACUCCGGAACCAGCGCAAAGCACCGCUCUAGUUAAGAAUGCUUCACAGGGCUCGGACUAUGACCCUUACGACAAUGAGCCUGAGCCCCUCUUCAUACCUGACGAAGAUCGCCCGCUCAGGGGGGCCGUUGAUGAAGAGGUCUCGAAGGACGAUGAGGCAGCGCUUCCUGCAGUGUUGAAAAGCUCUGCCGACUCUUAUGAACAGCAGCAGAAGCUCUCUGAUGGAGUUGACAAGGACAACGGGGGCACUGAGUCUGCCGAGGAAUCAGAGGUUCCGCUAAAGUUCAAAAACUGCUUGAAUUUUGGGGCACCCUUCGGAGCAAUACGCUAA
This is a messenger RNA of Thermochaetoides thermophila DSM 1495, 1077 nucleotides long. RefSeq lists its product as uncharacterized. The coding region runs from base 1 to 1077 and encodes 358 amino acids. Lineage: Eukaryota; Fungi; Ascomycota; Sordariomycetes; Sordariales; Chaetomiaceae. The record is from RefSeq and is a predicted model, not a curated record. The transcript is spliced from 3 exons.